AUGGCAGUCCCCAAACAUGUAGCCCUUGCGUUCAUUCUCCUCCUAAGCAUAGGAUUAGCCAACGCUGCAAGGGUGCCAAGACUCCUUAUUGCUGCCGGAUCCGGCCAGGGAGGGGGUGAGGGCGGCGCGACGGUGGAUGGUGCCGGCUCAGGGUCUGGCGGCGGCGCCGGAGCCGGCAAUACCGAUUCUACUGGUUCCCACGCAAAUGCCGUAGGCGGAGGCGGCGGUAGUGCAGGUAGCCAACAAGGUGGGUCCGGAUAUGGUAGUGGAUCUGGCUCGGCCUCCGGUUUUGCUGAGGCUUACGAUUCCAUUUCCAUUGGUACCGAUGGACCCACAAGCGGGGGUGGCCAUGGGAGCGGCGGAGGAGGAGGCCAAGCGGGUGGUUCUGACGGAUCAUAUGGUCAAGGAGCUGGAUUUGGCAGUGGCAAUGGUAAUGCCUUCUCUAGAACAUAUGAGGGAGGGUCCCAAUGGAAGAAUGUAAGAGCCGGUGGUAACGGUGUUGGCAAUGGGGGUGGUCAAAAUGGUGGAAGUGGCGGAGGCGAGGGUGGUGGUGGAGGGUACGCCGAUAUACCAUGA
Messenger RNA from Lolium rigidum, 576 nucleotides. Its product is annotated as putative glycine-rich cell wall structural protein 1. The coding region runs from base 1 to 576 and encodes 191 amino acids. Lineage: Eukaryota; Viridiplantae; Streptophyta; Magnoliopsida; Poales; Poaceae. The record is from RefSeq and is a predicted model, not a curated record. The transcript has a single exon.